UCUACCCGUCUGCCGUAGCCACGCUCCUUACAAUUAGUUCCAACUAAACUCCUUACUCGCUCCUCGGUUUAAGAUUCAUUGCAUCCAAGGUUAAUUACUUUCUAAAAGCUAGCGGUAACCUUACUUUUGUCCUUUUGUACUUUUGUUGGUCGGGAUUAAAACUUCCCCUCGUUUCUAUAGUUCCGUCGCUGUAUCCGUAUCAUACUUACACCAUUUAGAGUUGUUCUCCAUACUCCUAGAUAUUCUGAUCAUGGAAUUUGCAUACCGUACCUUGGUAUUCUGUCCUUUUUCUUCCUUUUCCUAGCUCUUCGCCGUCUCUUAUCAGAUAUAGUCAACAAUGGAUUUCCAACAAUUGACCUUACCAACAUGUCUCGACGAGGCGCAAAUCAAGUCCCUACCCUCGAAAGCAUUUUAUGUUCCCGAUUUCCUUACGGAGGAUGAGGAACAGGUAUUGUUGCAGAAAGUAAGUAAAUCCUGAGCUCAUCCACCGUUAUCAGCUUGAGAUUCGAUAUUUGACAUCGUCGCAUUUGCAGAUUGCGACAGCACCAAAACCACGGUGGAAGCAGUUGACUCAUCGUCGUCUUCAAACAUGGCCCUCCGAUUUGACGAAGAAUACUUUAUUGGAUGCGCCUUUGCCCGUGUGGCUAACAGAUCCUGUUGUCUCUCGACUCCUCUCCUUGCCUACCUCGCAUAAAGAUGAAGGACGCCAUAUCUUUAGUGAUAGUCCCCAUGGAUGUCCGACCCAUGUCCUAAUAAAUGAAUACCUACCCAAUCAAGGAAUCAUGCCACACAAAGAUGGAUCGGCCUAUCAUCCUGUCGUCUGCACCGUAAGCUUGGGCGCAAGUCUAUGUUUGGAUAUAUAUGGGGACAAAGAGGAUGGCACAAGAGAGGAACAACCAAGGUGGAGGAUUCUUCAGGAACCAAGAAGUUUGUUGAUCACAACAGAUGAGCUAUACACAAAUUAUUAUCAUGGGAUAUCCGAGAUUGAAGCAGAUAUCAAUCUCAAUUCUACAACAGUCGCAAACUGGAAUCUUCUACGGUCCGAAGAUGGAAUCAUUGACGGAAGAUACGAAAGACGUGAGCGACUAAGCCUUACGUAUCGCGACGUACUGAAGGUAUCGAAGUUGGGUACUAAGCUAGGGAUAUUCGGUAAACGCUGAGACGUCUCGUCUUGACAUGGUCUCCUCCUCCAUCUAUCUUUCGAGCCACUUAUCCACACACUCUGAGCGAACCUCAUCUCAAUACACAUAAGGUAGCAUUCUCCAUCUACCCUUCAAAUUAUCUAUGCCGAACUUCGCGACAUACCACUUCCUAGUAGAAUCUGCAGUCA
Molecule: messenger RNA, 1330 nt
Organism: Sclerotinia trifoliorum
Lineage: Eukaryota; Fungi; Ascomycota; Leotiomycetes; Helotiales; Sclerotiniaceae
Source: the annotation of a GenBank genome assembly